UAAAUGCGGAUUACCUCUUAGCUAACCUAUCAAAAUUCGAUAGACAGCUAUGGAUUGGGCUACGGAUUUGGAAAUUACUUCGAAAAAACUUUUACCUCGUCUUGGUAGAAGAUCGACGCAAAAUAUUGUAUUAGAAGACUCUAAACUCGACGAUGAUCCUUUGGAAAGCCCUGUAUCGUCAUCCUUCGUGAAAUCAGCACAACCACCUGUAGCGCCUCCUCGUACUAGAAAAACUGGAUGGGGUGACGAAUUGAAAAGCGGGAAGAUACGUGGAGCUUCUAUUAUUGAACAAUUAUUUCUUAGAGAACGUUCUCGAGGGAUAGAGAAGGAUGAAAUUAUAGAUGAUAUUCCUGUAAUUCCCGAUUUGGAUGAAAUUCAGGAAGAUAAUGCGUUUUCUGAUAUUAAUACGUCAACAAUGAACGUGAACAGAGUCGCUGCAUACAAAGAACUUGAUACAGAUUUGGUGAAAAAUGCUGCAUUCACGUCUUUAAAUGGUGUUAAUCUUUCUCUUUUAGCAGAAAAAUUAUACAAUGAAAAUUUGACGAAAGAAUUAGAUGAAGUAUGGAAUUGGAAUUUACUUUUUACUCAAGUUGCAUCUGAAGUAAACAGCGAAGCACAAAAAAAAUUAGCCACAUAA
Molecule: messenger RNA, 637 nt
Organism: Apis laboriosa (Himalayan honeybee)
Lineage: Eukaryota; Metazoa; Arthropoda; Insecta; Hymenoptera; Apidae
Gene: IFT43
Product: intraflagellar transport protein 43 homolog
Exons: 6
Coding region: 50-637 (195 amino acids)
Biological process (GO): intraciliary retrograde transport
Cellular component (GO): cilium; intraciliary transport particle A
Source: RefSeq, a predicted model, not a curated record